Cebus imitator (Panamanian white-faced capuchin) is the source of this 4469-nucleotide messenger RNA. It is a transcript of the gene PUM1, whose product is annotated as pumilio RNA binding family member 1. Lineage: Eukaryota; Metazoa; Chordata; Mammalia; Primates; Cebidae. Bases 192 to 2660 code for a protein of 822 amino acids. The transcript has 14 exons. The record is from RefSeq and is a predicted model, not a curated record.
GCACAUGCCGCUGCCACCACCGGGGCCGGGGCCGGGGCCGGAGCCUAUCCCAGGAUGCACCGCGCCAGCCCAGUCCCCAGUGGGCCGCCAUGUUGUCGGAGUGAAAGGUAAGGGGGAGCGAGAGCGUCGGAGAGAGAAGAUCGGGGGGCUGAAAUCCAUCUUCAUCCUACCGCUCCACCCGUGUUGGUGGAAUGAGCGUUGCAUGUGUCUUGAAGAGAAAAGCAGUGCUUUGGCAGGACUCUUUCAGCCCCCACCUGAAACAUCACCCUCAAGAACCAGCUAAUCCCAACAUGCCUGUUGUUUUGACAUCUGGAACAGGGUCGCAAGCGCAGCCACAACCAGCUGCAAAUCAGGCUCUUGCAGCUGGGACUCACUCCAGCCCUGUCCCAGGAUCCAUAGGAGUUGCAGGCCGUUCCCAAGACGACGCUAUGGUGGACUACUUCUUUCAGAGGCAGCAUGGUGAGCAGCUUGGGGGAGGAGGAAGUGGAGGAGGCGGCUAUAAUAAUAGCAAACAUCGAUGGCCUACUGGGGAUAACAUUCAUGCAGAACAUCAGGUGCGUUCCAUGGAUGAACUGAAUCAUGAUUUUCAAGCACUUGCUCUGGAGGGAAGAGCGAUGGGAGAGCUCUUGCCAGGUAAAAAGUUUUGGGAAACAGAUGAAUCCAGCAAAGAUGGACCAAAAGGAAUAUUCCUGGGUGAUCAAUGGCGAGACAGUGCCUGGGGAACAUCAGAUCAUUCAGUUUCCCAGCCAAUCAUGGUGCAGAGAAGACCUGGUCAGAGUUUCCAUGUGAACAGUGAGGUCAAUUCUGUACUGUCCCCACGAUCGGAGAGUGGGGGACUAGGCGUUAGCAUGGUGGAGUAUGUGUUGAGCUCAUCCCCGGGCGAUUCCUGUCUAAGAAAAGGAGGAUUUGGCCCAAGGGAUGCAGACAGUGAUGAAAACGACAAAGGUGAAAAGAAGAACAAGGGUACGUUUGAUGGAGAUAAGCUAGGAGAUUUGAAGGAGGAGGGUGAUGUGAUGGACAAGACCAAUGGUUUACCAGUGCAGAAUGGGAUUGAUGCAGACGUCAAAGAUUUUAGCCGUACCCCUGGUAAUUGCCCGAACUCUGCUAAUGAAGUGGAUCUUCUGGGUCCAAACCAGAAUGGUUCUGAGGGCUUAGCCCAGCUGACCAGCACCAAUGGUGCCAAGCCUGUGGAGGAUUUCUCCAACAUGGAGUCCCAGAGUGUCCCCUUGGACCCCAUGGAACAUGUGGGCAUGGAGCCUCUUCAGUUUGAUUAUUCAGGCACGCAGGUACCUGUGGACUCAGCAGCAGCAACUGUGGGACUUUUUGACUACAAUUCUCAACAACAGCUGUUCCAAAGACCUAAUGCGCUUGCUGUCCAGCAGUUGACAGCUGCUCAGCAGCAGCAGUACGCACUGGCAGCUGCUCAUCAGCCACACAUUGGUAUGUUUUCAGCAGGUUUAGCUCCCGCUGCGUUUGUCCCCAAUCCAUACAUCAUCAGCGCUGCUCCCCCAGGGACGGACCCCUACACAGCUGGAUUGGCUGCAGCAGCGACACUAGGCCCAGCUGUGGUCCCUCACCAGUAUUAUGGAGUUACUCCCUGGGGAGUCUACCCUGCCAGUCUUUUCCAGCAGCAAGCUGCUGCUGCCGCCGCAGCAACUAAUUCAGCUAAUCAACAGACCACCCCACAGGCUCAGCAAGGACAGCAGCAGGUUCUCCGUGGAGGAGCCAGCCAACGUCCUUUAACCCCAAACCAGAACCAGCAGGGACAGCAAACAGAUCCCCUUGUGGCAGCUGCAGCAGUAAAUUCUGCCCUUGCAUUUGGACAAGGUCUGGCUGCAGGCAUGCCAGGUUAUCCGGUGUUGGCUCCUGCUGCUUACUAUGACCAAACUGGUGCCCUUGUAGUGAAUGCGGGCGCGAGAAAUGGUCUUGGAGCUCCCGUUCGACUUGUAGCUCCUGCCCCAGUCAUCAUUAGUUCCUCAGCUGCACAAGCAGCUGUUGCAGCAGCCGCAGCUUCAGCAAAUGGAGCAGCUGGUGGUCUUGCUGGAACAACAAAUGGACCAUUUCGCCCCUUAGGAACACAGCAACCUCAGCCCCAGCCCCAGCAGCAGCCCAGUAACAACCUGGCAUCCAGUUCUUUCUACGGCAACAACUCUCUGAAUAGCAAUUCACAGAGCAGCUCCCUCUUCUCCCAGGGCUCUGCCCAACCUGCCAACACAUCCUUGGGAUUCGGAAGUAGCAGUUCUCUCGGCGCCACCCUGGGAUCUGCCCUUGGAGGGUUUGGAACAGCAGUUGCAAACUCCAACACUGGCAGUGGCUCCCGCCGUGACUCCCUGACUGGCAGCAGUGACCUUUAUAAGAGGACAUCGAGCAGCUUGACCCCCAUUGGACACAGUUUUUAUAACGGCCUUAGCUUUUCCUCCUCUCCUGGACCCGUGGGCAUGCCUCUCCCUAGUCAGGGACCAGGACAUUCACAGACACCACCUCCUUCCCUCUCUUCACAUGGAUCCUCUUCAAGCUUAAACCUGGGUAAGAACCAUUACUCUAACACCACCUUGAACUCUAGAACUCUCUUGCCACCGAUGACAUUACAAGAACUUUGCAUAAGCAAAGGACAGUCCCUUUAUACUAGAAGUGUCCUGGGUGUUCUGUGCCUUCCGUAAAUACCUCAUGUUAUUCAGGCUGUACCUAUAGAUAGUAUAGCAGUUUUGGCUUUAUUAUAGUUUGGGUACAUUUCCCUGUAUAUUCAGUUAGCUUUAGUAUGAACAUUUUAUUCUUUGGCUACCUGUGAGAGUAUUUCAGUGUAAACAGUAUAAACACAGAUUCAUCUCAGUGAAGCUAGGAAACACAGAGACAGAAUUUAAUCACCUAGUAUCACCACCUGAAAUUAACCACCACAAUUAAUAUUUUGCCUUACUUCUUUUCAAAUUUUUUCCUCUGCUAUAUGUACAUAUAAUAUCUUGCUUUUUCACAUAAAGCAUUUUAUUUUUAAAAUUUUGCCAUAUGUUAAAAUAUUUGUAAAUAUAAACUCUCAAACUAUAUAGUAUGUGAAUGAGGAGAUAUAUGUUUCCCUGUUAAAUAUUUAGGUUGUUCUAUGCAUGGGAUUUUAAAAUAUUACCAUCUAGAUUCUAGAAAAUGGGGAGGGAAAAAGAGGAUCCUAAGCAGCAGGCUAUAAGAAUGAAAAGAAAAUUAUAUUACCUUUUUUUUUGUGGCAAAUGUCUAAAUCUUUCAGGACAUGGGAGAUGUUUUCUUAUCUCAAACAUGGGUGCAUACUCCUCUCCUGCAGUUAUUUAGUAAGCUUGAAGUACUGAUUUGUUUGCUAGAUGGGGAAAGUUGAGUCCUAGGUGUAGAGUCACCACAUAGUGUAUCAUGCAAACCAGGACACUUGCGAGUGGAUGGGGUGCUGUGAAUAAUUAUUUGGUGAUGGUGGCCUAAAUCAGGACUGUCCUGGGCAAAUCAGCAUGUGUGGCCACUUUAUCAAGAUUCUGUUUUUAACCAGCAAGAUUAAAAGUGGCUUCAUGGACUCAGAAGUGAGAACUGACUGGAAACAAACAGGUGCUUUCAUUUGGAUAGACAGACUAGUAAGUGAUUUAUAGGAUUUAAGAGACGUCUUAAGUGGGUAGCGUGAUAGACUUAUUAUUCUAGAACUAAGAAUGAUAGCUUUGAGUUUGAAAGAGGUGAGUUUCAAGUCAAAACUAUGUUUAUAUAUACAUAUUGGUAUUUGUGUGCGUAUCCUGAAUUUUUAUACAAUAAGAACUUUAGUUGUAAAACUCAUUUUCUCAGAAUAUAUAUGAACAUCACUUUAGAAAAGUUACUGUGUCAUUCUUGAUUAGUAGGCCCAUGAUAGGUAGACAAGAGAAUGGGGUACAUUAUACAACCGUGUUUCCUAGUGACAGAAUGCCUGGCUUCAAAGAUUAGGGGUUAAUGUAAAAUCUGGAGAGGGUUGUCAGACUCCCAGUUUGAUAUGUGGCUAGGAGGAAGGAACUAAUGUUCACUGACCUGGCAGUUACCUGCUGGUGUUAAUGGUUUUGGGUCCUGUACAUACAACACUAGAGGGCAUAGGUAUUAUCCCGUGUCUCAGGACUUAAAUAUCUUGCUUAGCCUAGGUUAUCUCAGAUAUGAACAGAUUUAGAAUCCAGCCUUUUUGACUCCAAAGCUUGCAGAUUCGGUGUGUAUAUCCUGUCACAUGAUAUACUCAGGAUAUCUUGAACCAGUCCAUUAUCAAAUCCAGGAAUAUAUAUAUCUUUUAAUUUCUUGGUUUAAAAACAUGUGAACUAUGUCAUCCCAUACUGCGGACUAAAUAAACUGAACCGGCUGCAUUUUUUUUCAUAAAGAGCCAGAUAGUAAAUAUUUUAGGUUUUGUGGGCCAGAUGGUAUCUGUAGUGACUAUUCAACUCUGCUGUUGAAGUGUGAAAGCAACCAUAGACAAAAUAUAAAUGAGUGGAUAUAUAGCUAUCUUCUAAUAAAACUUU